UGUAAAUUCCGCAUCGAGCCCUACAUUCUUCCGUUUCCUCCUCCCCGUUGGGCAAGAAACAAACAUCCGACUUGGCAGUCUGAGCCUUGCCAUCCUCUCCACAGUGCAGCACAAGUAGCCCACGCGGCGCAACGUUCUUUCCCCGCUCGGCACGCGAUCAUUCUCGCCCUUUCUCGUGCUUCCGCUGGCCAAGGGCAAACGAUGUCUUCAUAGUCCACGCCACGUUGGAUCUCCUCCACUCCACCCUCAAUCAAUCCCCACGAAUCAUGUGAUCAAACACCAUCACCACCAUCGCUACCCCAAUGCGACUCUACACCCCCGACUCCCUACUGUACCCCAUCACAGUCACGAAGCUGCUCCGCCGCCCCGGCGACGACAUCGAGCAGAACACCCCCCUCUUCACCUACCACUACCAGAGCGUCGUCAGCGUCUGGGACAAGGACCAGCGCGAAGAUGUCGAGCAGACCGCCACCCUCUACGCCGACUUCGAGAGCGAGUUCGAAGGCUCCGUCCUCAGCCUAGACAUCCAACGCGGCCAGGUGUUGACCGCGCGCACCUACGUCGGCGAGAUCGACGAGCCCUGCAAGCAUGAGGUGCAAUAUGGGGGGAUUUGCGCCAAUUGCGGCAAGGACAUGACGACGGUGCAGUACAAUUCGACGGCGCGGGGAACGGAUCGCGCGACGGUCAAUACGGUGCAUGGACAUACACAGCUGCUCGUGUCGCAAGAGCAGGCGAGCAGAGCAGACGAAGAGGCGAAGCGGCGCCUGCUGGAUGCGCGGAAGCUGAGUCUCGUCGUGGAUCUGGAUCAGACCAUCAUUCACGCCACGGUCGAUCCCACUGUGGCGGAGUGGCAGCGCGAUCCCUCGAAUCCGAACUACGAUGCCGUGAAAGAUGUGGAAGCCUUCCAGCUGGUGGACGAUGGGCCGGGGGCUAGGGGCUGCUGGUACUACAUCAAACUCCGACCAGGCCUGGAAGACUUUCUAGAAACGAUUUCGCAGUUCUACGAACUACACAUCUACACCAUGGGCACGCGGGCGUACGCGCAGAACAUCGCCAAGAUCAUCGAUCCGCAGCACAAGAUUUUCGGCGAGCGCAUCUUGUCGCGCGACGAGAGUGGGAGUAUGACUGCGAAGAAUCUCAAGCGGCUGUUUCCCGUCGACACGAAGAUGGUGGUGAUUAUCGACGAUCGUGGCGACGUGUGGCAUUGGAGUCCGAACCUUCUCAAGGUUAGCCCGUAUGACUUCUUCGUGGGCAUUGGGGAUAUCAAUAGUAGUUUCCUCCCCAAGCGACCCGAGUUGGAGGCCAAGCCGGUCAAAUCGAGCAAGACGGAGCAACAGCCUGCAAAAGAAGUUUCGGGAGACGCACCAAAGGCCGAGCCAUCCGGCGCCGAGGGAAAAGCAGCAAACGGAGAGGUGUCUGCCGUGGAUCGCAUGGUGUCUAUGGCCGGAAAGCAAGACGAAGGUAGCAUCAAAGAGAAAGCGGAAGAGCAAGACGAGCAACUCAACGCACAGCUGCAAGACCGCCCACUGCUGCAGAAGCAAAAGAUUUUGGACGCCGCGGAAGAAGAAGCCAAGACUUCGCCAGCAGUGGAGGCAGCUGGGGACCUUCUCGCAGAAAACGGAGAAGACGGACAAGACUCCUCCUCCGCCGCAGACCAACACCCGUCCAAAUACCGCCACAAUCUCCUACAAGACGACGACACGGAGCUCCACUACCUCGGCCAAAGUCUCCGCAACAUUCACACCGCCUACUUCGACGAAUACCAGCGCAAGACGGCCGGCGCCAAAGGCGGCCGCAUCGCCGACCUGCGCCCCGGCCCUGCCAAGAAGCGCUCCCUCGACGAAUUCGACCACAUCCCCGACGCCGCAGUCAUCGUAGCGAGCAUGAAGCAGCGCGUGCUGGCCGGCGUGCACCUCGUCUUCUCCGGCGUGGUGCCGCUCGGCGUCGACAUCCAGACGCACGACACGGCCAUUUGGGCCAAGUCGUUUGGCGCCAGCAUUAGCGAGAACAUCACCAAGCGCACGACGCACGUCAUUGCGUCGCCGGAGCGGCGGACGGCCAAGGUGCGCCAGGCGGCGAAGAAGAAGGGGCGCAUUGCGAUUGUCAGCCAGGCGUGGCUGUAUGCUUGCUUCACGCAAUGGAGGCGCGUAGACGAGGAGCCCUACCGCAUCCACUCCGUUGCGCCUGCCAACGGCGGCCACGUCGAGGAUGCAGAGGAGCUGGCGCGCUUCAUGCCCAGCGAGGAACGCGCGGACAGCAGUCCCACGGAAGAGGAAGUCCCCGACUACUGGGGCGAUAUCAACGACGAACUAGCGGACUUUCUCGGCUCGGAAGCGGACGACGACGACGACGAAGAUGGCGGCAGCGGCGGCGGCGGCGGGGAGAGUGACGGCGAGAGCGAUGGUGGGGGAGCGGGGGCGGGUAGUAGAUUGCAGAAGAGGAAGCGCGAGGCUGCUGCUAGGACGAGCAGUUUGACGCAGAUGGCUAAGGCGCCCUCGAGUCAUGCUUCGACGCCUGCUGCUGCUACUACUACUGCCGCCGAUGGUGAUGUCGACGACGGCGUAGAUGAGGCGGCCACGGCGGCGGAAGCAGCAGAAGAAGAAGAAGACGAUAGUCUGGAAGCGAUGCUCGCCGCCGAGAUGGAGAGGCAAAGCGAUGUGGAGUGAAAAGGCUCGAGCUCCAUCGCGACCGACGAACACGUGUG
Messenger RNA from Neohortaea acidophila, 2704 nucleotides. RefSeq lists its product as uncharacterized. Lineage: Eukaryota; Fungi; Ascomycota; Dothideomycetes; Mycosphaerellales; Teratosphaeriaceae. Gene Ontology annotation, cellular component: nucleus. The coding region runs from base 303 to 2666 and encodes 787 amino acids. Gene Ontology annotation, molecular function: RNA polymerase II CTD heptapeptide repeat phosphatase activity. The record is from RefSeq and is a predicted model, not a curated record. The transcript is spliced from 3 exons.